AUGAAUGAGCAUUUCGCCUUCUGGUAUCCGUCAUCCUGGACGAUGAUCGGGACCGUUUUCUCCAUCUUCUCUUUUCUUGUCACCCUUUACGUCACGUUUGUCAGACGAGACGUCGUUGUCACUGCCAUUGACAAACUCCGUGACGUCUAUGAGACGAUACGGGAUGAGUCAUGGUACCUCCGGUCAGUACGGACAGACGUCGAUGCAUUGAGGAAGACACUUGCUCCGCCUGGGGAGUCUACUGUCGAAAUGCAUCGGACACUUCAAGGUUUGAGGACCGACUUGCAAGCGCUGGCCACUGCAACUCGUGAAAACCGCGAAGAUGUCAACGGAUUGAUGACGGAAUCGCAGGCGCCCGCAAUUCCUGUGCUUCUCGAGAUCCUGGCCGAAGUCUGGAAGGUCACCACGCGUGAGCCGAAGAUCCAGAGAAGGCUCCCGCCUUUCUCCCGCCAUCUGAUGGUGGCUCAAGCCGAAGCCCUGGCAAGAGAACGGAUGCAGGCGAAUCCCAAUCCAUUCCAAGACUUGGAUUGAUGACACUGUGUCCAAGGCAGUGGGGGUGGAACUCCUUCGGGAGGGAAACCCUCCUCAGCGCUGUGCUCAC
This is a messenger RNA of Boeremia exigua, 601 nucleotides long. RefSeq lists its product as uncharacterized. The record is from RefSeq and is a predicted model, not a curated record. The transcript has a single exon. Bases 1 to 531 code for a protein of 176 amino acids. Lineage: Eukaryota; Fungi; Ascomycota; Dothideomycetes; Pleosporales; Didymellaceae.